Messenger RNA from Boleophthalmus pectinirostris (great blue-spotted mudskipper), 502 nucleotides. Its product is annotated as lactose-binding lectin l-2-like. The transcript has a single exon. Bases 5 to 502 code for a protein of 165 amino acids. The record is from RefSeq and is a predicted model, not a curated record. NCBI's taxonomy places the organism in Eukaryota, Metazoa, Chordata, Actinopteri, Gobiiformes, Gobiidae. Gene Ontology annotation, molecular function: signaling receptor activity.
GACCAUGCAGUCGUCCAUCUUCUUCCUGCUGCUUCUGGGUGUGUCCCUGGGUUUGGAUGCUCCACCUGAGCUCAGUGAAGUGAAGCUGGUUCGGGGGAACUGUCCCCUGUACUGGUUCAGCUUCAACGGUCGCUGUUACAAGUAUGUGGCCACACGUACGACCUGGGCUGAUGCAGAGAUCUACUGUUUGUCUCAGGGCGCCCACCUGGUGUCCAUCCACAGCCUGGCAGAACACAACUUUGUGAAGAGUUUGAUCCGUAAUUUUGAUCAAGCUCUGGGACGAACCUGGAUUGGACUCAGUGACAUCCACAAAGAAGGAACAUGGCUGUGGACUGAUGGUUGUCCAGUGGUGUUUACAAAGUGGAAUGCCAGAGAACCAAACAGACUGUUCUUUAAUGAAGACUGUGUGGAAAUUGGUUAUGGUAAAGAAAAAAAUUGGAAUGAUGUUCGUUGCUUUUAUAAAUUUCCCUCUGUCUGUGCCACACGUAAACCUGGCUGUUAG